CCCCGUUCGCCGCCUCGCCCGCACCGCCCGGCCCGCGGCACCCCGGCCCCCCGGCCGCCCCCAUGCCCCGCCGCUGUGCUCAGGUGUGCCUGCUCCGCUGCACCCUGUUGUCGUCCCUCCUCCUCCUCCUCGUCUGCAGCAUCCAUGAGACGGAGCAGAACAGCUACUGCCAGCAGAUCAUCACGGAGAAGCACCUGGCCGAGCUGGAGGAGCUGGCGGACACCCAGAUGCAGCACCCGGGCAGGGUCUCCUUCAAGUUCAUCAAUAAGAUGCAGCUGAGUGACUCCGUCUGCUAUGUGAAAGCUGCCUUUCCUCUGCUGGGCAAGAUCCUGAACAGGACGGUGUUCAAGGAGAACUCUUCCAAUGCCAAGAAGAUGCAGAUGGUGCGCAGGAUGUAUGAGAGCAUCGAUGAGAACGUGGACCCCUGCAUCAGGGAGGAGGAUGACAAGGAGCGCAUGCUCUCAGAGAUGUGCUUCGAGGAGUUCACCACGUCCCCCUACGAGAUGCUGGCGCUGGUGAAGCAGUUCUUCCAGGACAUCAACCUGCUGCUGCAGAGCAAGGAGACCUUCGAGAAGGACUGCAGCCAGGUGUACCGCAGCAUGUGCGUGGGGCCCAGGCAGCCCAGCUCCUCGCCAGGUGUGGGGACAGAUCCUGACUGCAAUUGCCUGUCCCCUGCCCUCCCUUCUGCCACCCAGCCCUCCCUAUCCGCUGCCACCCACGCCAGCAGAGAAGUGGCACCCGCUAGUGCCCGGGUCCCUUUCAGCCUCCUCCAUGGCACCCUCGCUGAGUUAGGCAGCAGCGCCCUGUCUCAGUCCCCCAGUAGCUUGGAGGGCAGCUCAGGGACCGACGAGGUCCCAGGAAUUGGGCUCGGUGACACGGAAUCCGCAGUGUCCCCCACCAUGCAGCAGACGGCAGGAGCUGGUGGCGCCGCCGAAGCCCUCCUGGAUCCGGCCGCCGCUGCCAACCCGGUGGCUGAAGACGUCUCCAUCCUGUCCCGAGGGAUGGCAGAGGAGGGCACCGGAGCCUCUGUCCUCCCGGAUCAGCCCUCCUUGCCCCGCAGGAUCAGCACCAAGAUGCCGGCAGCGUCCCCCAGCAGUGUCUCUGUGGGCCACCGCGGGGCCAGGAUCCGUCCCACGGAGAUGCCCGAGCCGGUCACGCAGCUCCGCUUCUCCAGGAUGGCCCCGUCGGCACGGGGCCGGGCGCCGGGCGGCCUCGGGGACAGCGCGAGGGCACGGGGCUGGGGGCUGAGUCGGUUGCGGGAUCCCGAGGACGGCGGGGCCGGACCCAGCUUUGACUCGAGCUUUGUUCUGAGCGCAGAGCAGCGUAGGAAGGAGCCGAAAGCCAGGGAGAGCCACCGGGAGCUCCUGAUAUACGUCAUGGUGGGCAGCGUCGUGGCUGUCUUGCUGGCCAUGGGCGGGCUGCUCUUCUACAAGUAUAAAUCCAAGGUCCUGGAGCGGCCACUGGAAGAGGGGGGCUGCGACCCCGAGGAGCCAGAGCGGAGGGCGCUGCAGGGAGCGAGGGGGUGCCCGGAGAUGGAGAUGCAGGAGCUGUGAGGGCCCCAGGGUGCUGUGAAGCUGCUCGGGGGACGGACGGGGAUGCUCCUCGCUGUGCGAAGAAGGGCCGGUGCGCGCUGGCCCCGCUGCAGCCUCCCCCCGGCGGCGAUGAUGCUCACACUCCCCCCUCCCCAGCCCCACGGCGGGAGACUGCAAAACCACGGGCAAAGACGGAAGGGUUGGGGGGGACGCACACCCUGUGGGACCCCGGCCCCCGGGAGCACGUGGCUGGAAGGCUCUGGAGCAUCACCAAGGGGCUCUGCGGGGCCGGCGGCACAGGCAGGGCUGCGGUGUGCGGAGCGUGGCGCUGGCUGCGGGAUGGGGACGGUGUCGGACGUGGGCUGCGCUGCCUGAAGCUCGGAGGGGAGCAGCUCCCUGGAUCCCACCGGGAUUCGCCGCUGCCCACUGCUCCUCUCCCACCCCAGCACAGCAGGAGCUGGAGCGGCACCCCGCGCACCCCUCCUGCACCCCAGCUGCUGAGGAGCCAUGGCCGGGACCCCCCACCCCUCUGCACAGACUGCACGCCCCGAACUGCAAGGGGAAACCCUCACACUGUGAAUAUUUAAUGCCCCCAGGCAGGGGGGUGACGCUCGGUGCCAUCCCCGUCCUGCUGCCGCUGUGGCACGUCCUACGCACCUGAGCUGGCCUUGGGAGCUGCCUGGCACCGCUUUGUGGAUUAGGGUUUUAUUUUAAUGUGCCGGAUAGAUGCCUUUAUCUGGCAGCAGUGUUUUGUUUUUUUUUUUUUGGGGGGGGGGCGGGGGGAGAAAGAGGGCUCCUGCCUCCCCACAAGGUUACUGCCGCGAGCUGGCCUCGCCCCAGACUGGAUUUUUGCAACUGUGCUUUGGAG
This is a messenger RNA of Oxyura jamaicensis (ruddy duck), 2400 nucleotides long. RefSeq names its product colony stimulating factor 1 (gene CSF1). Gene Ontology annotation, cellular component: membrane. Bases 63 to 1553 code for a protein of 496 amino acids. Gene Ontology annotation, biological process: positive regulation of macrophage differentiation; osteoclast differentiation. The transcript is spliced from 9 exons. The record is from RefSeq and is a predicted model, not a curated record. NCBI's taxonomy places the organism in Eukaryota, Metazoa, Chordata, Aves, Anseriformes, Anatidae. Gene Ontology annotation, molecular function: cytokine activity; growth factor activity.